AUGGCCAUGGAAAGUAGCGUCAGCAUCAAAAUCACGAGUUUCGAAGUCCAAAUGGAACUUGCAGAAGCAGCAAAAAGCGAUGAUGACCUGAGUGUCAUGCAGUCUACGAAAUCUCCAGACCAUGGACCUUACAUCGGAUCUUCAAUCGACGGGCUCCGGCUAGAGGCAAUCUUAGAGCCUGACCUUUCGAGCGAGGAGCCAUAAUACGAGGUCGAGUGAGUUCCCAAUUUCUUCCUUGUAGGUAUAAAACCCGAAACAUAGGUCCUGCUGCUGACCGAGGUUUCACCGAAGUGUCGUUCACGUUUUUGGGGCCGCAGGGCAACAAGAUGUCAUUAGUCUGUCCGCAUUGACAGAUUCCUUGCCCGCUGAUGCUCGAAAGCGGGAGUUCCGGUUCGAAGUUGAUGUGUCUGCCUUGUUGUAUGAAGAUGCUAAAUUCAUUACACAUUAUAUUGAUGCCAAGGCUCGUCAACUACUCAGCGGUUUGAGGCAUUUUUGUCGAUUUGGCGACAGAGUAAGUAGUAAGACAUCUAUUCUCAUAGAAGUUGUCCGUUAACUUGAGAAAAUUGAAGGCGGUACGAAGGGCCAUAAUAGCUACGGCAUAUGACCUCGGCGCCGUGGUUUUGAAGCAGGUCGGCAUAGGCUUCUGAAAUUCCUAGAACAUCGAAAUAUUGACAACUCUUCCACAGGCUAUAUCAACUGCUUCCAAAGAUGAAUAUGAGUAUGCUGAGAUCUUCACGAGUAUCGCGCGAAUUGUAAGCCCUAGAGUGGAUCAACAGCUCAUCUUCACACCAAAAAUCAACCCCGGUAUUAACACUCUUUUAGGUACUGGUCGGUUGUUUUCAACGUGGAGAUGAGCAUCAGCUAGGAAUGAUACAUCUGAGUUUCCUCAACGAUACUGGCAAAGAUGCAGAGUGGAGAACGCUCAUCACACUUGUGUCAGUGCAGACCCUCGUUUCUGCGACGAGACUCGCAAACACAGCGUUCCUGGACUCUAAGAUCUCGCUGAGAAGCAGAAUAUUUAGCUUGUAUGCCGGUGCUUCCUGGAGGACGCAUACAUUCGGUAAGUUGGCGUUUAAUUUUCGGAACAUUGUCCAAGAGAGACCACCCGAUAUUGACACCUUUUAACAGUCAUUAGACUACGCCACUGCCACCAUAGGUCUCUCUACCGAAUUGGCAAUGCAGGAACAAGACCACAAAUCUGGACCGAAUGACUCAUUUCCUCUGCUUGCGAAAAACAUAGGCAGUUCUAUCAAUAGUAAGUGCCUAGCGCCUUAGCACCUUGAUACUGUCCAAGUGAGACGAGUUGAGUUGCUGAUAAGGCUUGAAGGCUGCAGGAUUGCCGAUCUACCAGCAAUAGCCUUGGAGCAGACAAUCCUGUCUCUUGUCCCACCAAACGUUCAAAUGCGGUCCACGGUACCUCUGCCAGACCAUCCUGUGCUAUCUUCAACUGCUUAUCAGUCCUGGAGCAACCUGAACGGGAUCCAAAUAUUGUAUCUUGAUGGGCCCGAUAUUGAGGCUGUUACGGUGGCUGCGGAGCAGAUCGGCAUGGACUGGGCAAGAAGACAGCAGGAAAGUGGUUCCUACUACCGUCCCUUUUUCCAGUUCCGAUUCGACGCGACUGAUUCCACAAGCAACUCCAUGGCGUCCGCGGUUGCUGCGUCCGUGCUGCAUUUUCUCAGGGAGGCCGCGCUCCAUAGUAGUGUGUACCACAAUAUACUGCAAGAUCAGUACAAGCUACAAAAUGCAUGGACAGAUGAUGACCUGCUCAACCUUGGGUUGUGUACUCGUCCCGGAAAUGAUUGGUACUACUCCACAUGUGUUUCAUGGAAUUGAUGAGUGCAACAUACGCAGCCGGAAGAAGUUUUGGGCCAGGCUGGGAGAGGUUACCAGUAAGUACGAAGGUCCGGUAAAGAUCGUCGUUACGGCAAACAAUUCCGAGAUCUAUACGUCUGAAACCUUUCGUAAUGAGCUGAAGGGCUGGCCGGGAAUGGCGCUCCUCGUAUAUGAGGCUUCCCAUGUUGUGGAGGUGGAGGUUGAAUCGGAGAACGAUAUGCAGAAUGCACUGAUUGCGCACUUGUGUCCAAUACAACUGGGCGAGGAAAGAAUACGUAGGACUCUGAAACGUCUGGAAUCGAUGGACCGCAAAACAAUGGCCAGCGUUCUGCACGUUGCCGAAACGUACUCGAGAUGGCCCAUACAGAAGUCACAUGACAACUUCUCGCUCUUCCUUGAGAUCUUUGAGAAUAUGACACCCUCAUCAACACCACGAGAGGUUGUUUGGGGAAUUUUACGGUCUAUUCGGGAGCAAGAAUGGCUUGCAUGUGUGCUGAUGUGGAUGACACAUGGACAGCGACCAUUGACCGAGAUGGAGCUCGCGAGCAUAGUGUCAUUCCAAAUAAAGGGCAAGGUGGAAGUAUGACUCCGCCAGACGAUCACGAUGUUCAGCAGUGCUUGGCGGAUAUUAGAAGUCGAAUACGAGGCUUGGAGUCCUUAAACAGAGGCAAAUUAUGCAUUCGCCCUGAUGUGCUCAAAUUAAUGACGGAUGAAGCCGAAGAAUGCUGGGUAAGAAUCAAAAACCAAGCUCCCAGACGCACUGCAGAGUUCCUGCUUGAGUAUCUCAAGCUUCCGUCAUCCCAAGAACGCCUCAAAGUUCUUCACGAAAACUACCAAAAACGUGUCCAGCGGUCAGGAAACUCGAUCACACCACCUAUGACCCCAGACGGGCGAAAAUCAUCUUUAUGCAGUACAUGCACUGCCCCAUCAUCUGUCUAAGAUCGAAACGACCGGGAGCAUCAAAGAGCAGAUGAAGGAUCUUUCCGGACCCUAUGUGCAGUGGGCGAAAGCGUAUUGGGCCAUGUCCAACCCUUUCUCUCGGCCACCAAAAGGACCACUUCGGUCUGCUUGGAGUACGUGGGAGACCAGUGAUGAAUUUGAGCUGCCGAAAUUGGAGACAGAGCAUCGUAUCGACGGGCCAGUUGAGAGUCUAAUCCAGGCCGUGAGGGAUAACGACGAGGCUGCGGCACUCAUUUCCGCCAACAAAAUUGUAUCGGACUUCUCGAGCGGCAAUGAAUCAACAGAAGAUGUCCUAAAAUUUUCUUCGUCGGUACUAUGGCGCGCGACGUGGCUCGGAAUGGACCGCUUGUUGUAUUUUAUGCUUCGACAAGGCCGCCAGCAGGACGACAGUUCCUCCUCUUGUUGUCCAUCAAUGCUAUAUUUGGCUUCAAUUUUAGGCAAUCUAAAGGUCGUCGACAUCCUGAUCAGCUAUAAAGUAGAUGUGAGGGCGAAGAACAACAUUGAGUACACGUCGAUCUUUGCUGCUUGUUUACACGGACAUUUUGAGGUCGUCAAAAUCCUACUCGAAGAAGACCCAGCCCUGCUGGAUUGGCGGCAGCCUGAGACACCCUUGUACGCUGCCACGUCUUCGGGCUUUUGGAAGUGUGCUGAGCUGCUGCUUGGAAAGGGAGCAGAUCCUAAUCGACCAAGAAAAGAUACUCCAGAAACAUCGGGAGAUGACCUUCCAGAUUACGACUGGACUCUUAUCAGCAUAUCGUGUUCAAACGGCUACGUAAAUACGGUACAAAAUUUAUUGGAAUACAAAGCCGAUCCCAACACGGCUGGGCCAUCUGGGAUAAAUACAUGUCUUUGGCUCGCAGCAAUGAAUUGCGGCAGUUUGGAAAUAAUGAAGCUGUUACUUGAGCAUGGCGCCGACCCCAACCAUGAGCUUUUGGAACCACCAAUACUGAGCGAAAUCAUAGAGAACGUCAAAAUAUCAGACAUGACGAAAAUCAAAAUGUUCGAUCUUCUAAUUGAGAACGAUCGUCCAGUGGACCUAGAAAGAAGAGACAAGUACGGUCUUACACCGUUGAUGGUGGUGGGCCAGGCUGGAAACCAGUCCGCUGUCCAAUGGCUACUCAAUCGGACAGCCUCGAUCAACACGCUGGACUUUGAAAACCAAAGCGUCUUGUUUCAUACGAUUUUGAACAAGAAGUGGAAUGUGGUCCACUACCUUCUAGCCCAUCACGAGCAACCACAGCUUGAUCUUCUAUCCAGUUCCGACCUGACACUGCUUGAGUUGACCAUGGAUCAUAUUGAUGAGCUCAAAGCACUUCUAGAUGCCGGAGCUGAUCCCAGCUUCCAGGACUCUUGCAAGCGCACCCUCCUUAACAAUGCAGUUGUAGCACAAAAAGAAGAAGUCGUCGGAUUGUUACUCGAGCCAGCGAGACAUAUCGACGUCCAUCGCCGCGACAAUGCAGGCUGGAGCCCUAUCAUGGAUGCAACAGGCUACAUUCCGAAUGCCCAGAUUGCAAGACUUCUACUAGACGCCGGUGCAAGGCUCUCGGAUACCACAGAAGGUGGAUAUAGUCCUCUCCAUCUUGCCGCCAGUCUAGGUCGGUCAGAUGUGUUGCAGGUCCUCCUUAAGCAGGUCCUCCUUAAUUUUCACCAGCCCGAUGACCUUGUGCGCUGUGGUAUAAAGGGUAGGACGGCCUUGCUGGCGGUUUCUGAUUUCACAAGAACAGAGGAUCUCGAAUGUAUCCGCCUACUUGUCCGCGCCGGUGCCGACAUUAAUGCUCGGGAUUCUAACGGAGAGACUGUUCUCAUUCGGUCCGCGCGGUUUGGCGCGAAUGCCACAGCUGUUCAUGAUUGGCUCCUCGCUCAGCCUAAGACCGAUAUCCAUCUCAAGGCGCGAGAAGGUACAGCUCUCCAUAUUGCAUGUGGAUAUGGUGAUAUUGUUCUAGUAAAAAAGUUGCUGCAGUACGGAGCCGACGCUAACGCCAACUGUAUUUCCUUCCGAAGUACGCCCCUAAUCGCAGCCUGCAUACCCUACAAUCUAGAUGGUUAUAGAAAUCUAUCACCUAAGAUGGAAAAUGCAGAGCGGAUAGUGCGGGCACUGAUCGCCAAUGGUGCCGACGCUGCUUUCACAUGCGGCAUCUCCAUUUUCAAUGCAGUGUGUGCCGCCCCUCUCUGUCCUGAGAUCGGAAUCAUUAACUUCCAGUUGGACAGGGCGAUCUCUAUACAAACGCCUGAUCCAUUGGGCCGCCUGCCGAUACACUUUGCAGCCGCGAAUAGUAUUCGAAAUUUUGAGACAGUGGCCUUGGCACACGGUGAAAAUAUCAUGAUUUGUGACAAAUUCAAUAAGACCGCGUUGCACUAGGCUGCGCAGAUGGGCAACGCAGAGAUCACUAAAGCGAUUCUGCAAAAGCUCUCACCCAAAGACAAGGAAACGUACGUCAACUUGAGAGACAGUGACGGCUGGACCCCGCUAGCUUGGGCUUCAAGGUUGUCGCAGAGACAUAGUGCGCCGUGUUGGACGAGAUUUGAACCUCAGAACUAUGAGGCUACUAUUCAGUGUUUGAUUGAAAAUGGCGCAGAUAUUUCAGUGCGCUUUUUUAUGGGUCGUGGCGAGAGCACGGAAGAGCUUACACCUCUGAAGAUGGCGAGGCGUUGUGAGGCCGACAAAGCCAUCAUCCAACUCCUCAGCGACGGGAAUGCGUUAGGCGAGGAGGCUAAAUAUGAGCCUGCAUAUAAGACCAGAUCAGGUUUUUGCGAUUUAUGCUUCGGUGUAAGAGUUUUAGACAUCAUUAGCACACUCAGAACCAAACCAACCUUCCCCACAUAAAAAGACAGCUAAGCUGACACCCUACGCUACUAGCUAAUCCGAGGUCACCGCUAUGACUGUGUGAAGUGUCACUGGCGAUACAUCACCUGUAGCAAGUGUUACUCGACAGCGACUGUGGAACAUCCACGUACAGCCACCUCUGAGGGCCCACACACUUUAGAUCUCGCGGAAGGUUGUGAGCAGGAAUUCGAGACUCCAUCGGAGCCAAUGGUCAAAGCUGAAGCGGUGGCAAAUAGCGACGUCGAUGAGGCGGAAGACAGUAGCGCUGAACUAACUAGAGAAAAUUCUAAGCUGGAUUCGGAUGAAAUUAAUUUUGAUGUAGAUUAUACAGAUAUAGAACAGUUGGAUUCGCCAGACCUGAAUGAUCUGGGCAGUUUAGAUGACCUUUGAGGUAGUGAUAAUCUAAGAGAUCUGCAAAUCUCUUGGUAUUUUGUUUUCUAAAGCAUUUCUAUAAUUAUCAAAAUUUAGUUAGAGAUAAAAUAUUCAAUACUGUCAACGGUCAAUGGAGCGUAAUCAAAACAUCGAUU
Sclerotinia trifoliorum is the source of this 6144-nucleotide messenger RNA. The record is from the annotation of a GenBank genome assembly. NCBI's taxonomy places the organism in Eukaryota, Fungi, Ascomycota, Leotiomycetes, Helotiales, Sclerotiniaceae.